Messenger RNA from Dovyalis caffra, 876 nucleotides. The record is from the annotation of a GenBank genome assembly. NCBI's taxonomy places the organism in Eukaryota, Viridiplantae, Streptophyta, Magnoliopsida, Malpighiales, Salicaceae.
AUGGACAAGAAAUAUCCGCAGAGAAGCAGCACCGUUAAAGACAAAAGUGAGUGGAACAACGUGAUCUUUGAAGGAGAACAUUCAAGUGGGUUUUCAUUGCCUCAAAGAAACUACACAUGCAGCUUUUGCAAGAGAGAAUUCAGCUCUGCUCAAGCACUUGGGGGCCAUAUGAACGUUCACAGGAGAGACAGAGCCAAGCUGAGACAGCUACCUUCUUGGUUUUUUGAAUGUCCAAAACCUACUUCUAAUUCUAACCCUAAAACUUUACUUUCUCCCUCAUCUAAGUUCUUACCAUAUCCUGAUCUCACUCAUGAUCAUUCCUUGCUGUCUCUAUCCCUCGCUUCUUUCUCUUCACCUUCUUACCCAGAAAAGAGAUCUAUAGUUGAAUGUCGUCAAAGUAUAGAUUUAACAAAGAACAAGGGCAGCAUGGGAGAUCAUGGGUUUGGACAAGAAUGUGAUCAGCUUGAAGCUGUUAUGAGGAGAAGUGAGAUUAUUGGCUUGGACUUGGAAAUGGGGUGUGAAGAUCCCAAGGAGUUUCAUUUAAUAAAACUUUACACAUGGAAAGAGAGGGAGAUCAUGACAAGAGACAGGCAGAAAAGGGAAGAAGUUGGACAUAAAAAAGUACAGAUCUUAACAAAUACCCACUUCUACCCCCAGCACUCUCGUCACGCCAUACAUCUGGUACAAGCUGUUGAGUCUAGGGCAGAGACCCCCCAAAAAGACACUGGUGCAGAUCGCGAUGAAGAGAGGCUUGGAAUUAGCAAUCGCCUGGUAUGCAUUCUUCCGGUGGAUGUGGAUGUGGAUGAAAAACAUAAUGGGCCAAGUCCAUUCACAAUCUUAAUUACAAUGGCCCAAGAUACCAAAUCAGCCAAGUAG